Oryza sativa Japonica Group (Japanese rice) is the source of this 1459-nucleotide messenger RNA. Its product is annotated as GDSL esterase/lipase At3g14820. NCBI's taxonomy places the organism in Eukaryota, Viridiplantae, Streptophyta, Magnoliopsida, Poales, Poaceae. Gene Ontology annotation, molecular function: hydrolase activity, acting on ester bonds. The record is from RefSeq and is a predicted model, not a curated record.
AGAUGAAUAAUUAAAUAUAUGCUAAAAAAUCAACGGUGUCAAACAUUUUAAAACGAAGGGAGUACUAUAUAUAUCAUAUAUAUCUAGUGCGCAUCGAUCCCUAGUGGAGUGGUAGCACAUGCCCCAGAGAGGCGCACACACCAGUGCAGCAAUGAGAGGCUAACCGAUCAGAUCAUCAAGCUCAAGCAAGCUAAAAUCAAUGAUCGAUGACGUGCCUAAGCAACAGUCGCCAUGGAUGCUGCCUUUUUGUUCGACCGAUGCUGGUGCUGGUGAUGGUGCUGGAGCUGACGAUAUUGAUUCCGCCGGCUAGCUGUCUUGCAAGUCCGGUUCGGAACAUCUCGGCCAUCUUCAUCUUCGGCGACUCGACCGUCGAUCCAGGCAACAACAACAACCGCCUGACGCCGUCCAAGGCCAACUUCCCGCCGUACGGCCAGGACUUCCCCGGCGGCGUGGCCACAGGCAGGUUUUCCAACGGGAAGGCCAUGAGGGACAUGAUAGCUUCAAAAUUGGGUGUUAAGGAGCUAAUUCCUCCUUAUCUCGGCGAUGGUCUUCAACUUGAUGAUCUACUCAGUGGGGUAGCAUUUGCUUCUGGGGGCAGUGGAUAUGACCCUCUCACUUCUAAAAUAACGACCGCGAUAUCAAGUAGUCAGCAGCUUCAAUUAUUCGAGGAAUAUAAGGAGAAACUAAAAUCAUUGGUUGGAGAAGAGGAUAUGACACAAGUUGUCGCAGAAGCCGUCUACUUUACCUCAAUGGGGGGAAAUGACCUUGCAAACAAUUACUUCUUAAUUCCUUUUAAACAGCAUCAGUAUGACCUUGGUUCUUAUGUGGACUUCCUUGUAUCUUUAGCAGUCAACUUCACAUUGCAACUGAAUCAAAUGGGUGCUAAGAGGAUUGGAUUUUUUGGAAUUCCUCCAGUUGGUUGUAGCCCUUCACAAAUAAUCCUCGGAGGACAUCCUUCAGAAAAAUGUGAUCCAGAACGAAACCAUGCGUCAGAGCUAUUUAAUUCUAAAAUGAAAAUGGAGAUAGCUCGACUAAAUGCAGAACUGAACAUUUAUGGGCUCAAAUUGGCUUAUAUGGAUUUCUACCGCUAUCUGCUAGAACUUGCCCAAAAACCAGCUCUUUAUGGUUUCAAGGUUGCAGCUGUGGGAUGCUGUGGUAGUACCUUGCUCGAUGCUAGCAUAUUUAUUGCAUAUCACACUGCAUGCCCAAAUGUCCUUGAUUAUAUUUACUGGGAUGGCUUCCAUCCCACUGAAAAGGCCUAUAGCAUUGUGGUUGAUAAUAUGAUGAGGGUAAUUAAAGAGCAUUUGAUGUGAAGGGGAUAAUACUAUCAUAUAUUGUUAGUGAUAUGUCCUAGAGGCAAUCAUAGAGAUGAUUGUAUCACAUACUAUGUUUUCAUAUUUAUCCGACAUUCACUGGUGGAGAAACCAUCUUUCGUCGGUCGGCCGAAUUCCACAAUAGU